Molecule: messenger RNA, 1559 nt
Organism: Populus euphratica (Euphrates poplar)
Lineage: Eukaryota; Viridiplantae; Streptophyta; Magnoliopsida; Malpighiales; Salicaceae
Exons: 5
Coding region: 700-1356 (218 amino acids)
Source: RefSeq, a predicted model, not a curated record
GCAAGGCAUUUGCUUCACCAAUACAAUCCUCUUAUUACUUUUCAUCUUUACAUGUCAACAUAUCAAUGGAUUCUUAAAGAGCAUGUACCAACCAAAUGUAUUUUGCUAAAAAUAAGUAGAAGCAUAAUUUGCUUGUGAUAUAUCUAAACCAUCAAUUUGGAAAGUUUUAUAUAGAUAUAGGCUUUUUCCACUUUCCAAUGCAAUCUCACUUCAAAAGAAAUAAUGACAAUAAGCAACUAUUUUAUGCAGUUUCAUAAUGUGAUUUAAUUGACAACAUGAUGAUGAGCAUGUUGAAUGUGAAGAGCUACAAUACAACAUCUCAUUAAUCAGCAUCCCUCUAAAGAUGAAUGCAUGGUAAUCCAAUAUGUCCCAUAAAUUAAACUAGGGGGAAAUGCAGCACCUAUGGCUUGGUUAUAUUGGAUUUACAUGACAAUUUUUUUUUCAUUUGCCCUUAAGUAACUUGUGCUUUGCUCCAUUAGCAGUGUACUGACUGCUGAACUCCAAAAGCAAUAUUAAAGUGGCAUUUGGUACAAGGUUAAAAAAUGAGAGGGAAUUUGUACAAGAACACAAAUUAUAUGAGGAAUUGUUAAAAGUGAAAAGUUAAUAUUCAAAGGUUGUUUGGUGUGUUAACAAAUUAUAGUGUACAUUGUUAGUAAGGAGAGAGAGAGAGAGAGAGAGAGAGAGAGAGAGAGAGAGAUCAUGGGGAAUAUUGGAGAGAUUCAGGAGGAAAUAGAGAGGUGGGUUUCUCCUUCACCGGCCUUCCCACCUUCAACAGGAACAACACCCAUGCCUCUAGCCUUAAACCAUAUCUCUUUUGUUUGCAAGUCUGUUGCCGAAUCUGUCGAGUUCUACUAUGAUGUUUUGGGUUUUGUUCUCAUCAAAAGACCUUCUUCCUUCAAAUUUGAAGGAGCAUGGUUGUUCAACUAUGGUAUAGGCAUCCAUCUGCUUGAAUCAGACAAGGCCCCAGCAAAGAAGAGUAAGAUCAAUCCAAAAGACAACCACAUUUCAUUUCAAUGCUCAGACAUGAAUCUUGUUAUCAAGAAACUAGAGGAGAAGAACAUUGAAUAUGUUACUGCAGUGGUUGAAGAAGGUGGCAUCACAGUUGACCAGCUCUUCUUCCAUGACCCUGAUGGCCACAUGGUGGAAAUAUGCAACUGUCAAAAUCUUCCUGUUCUUCCACUCUCUGCAUGCCCCAUCAAUUUACCUAAGACCAACGGGAAGCUGGCAUCAUCAGUACCAUCACUGUGUGGAAAAUCAAUGGCAGGGAAGCAGAAUUGGGAGUUGCAAUGCUUCGCGGAAGUCGCCUCUCUGAUGAUGGACAACUUGGUGGUGAACAUGAUGGAUUUUUCAAUAUGAGGAUUCAGGAAGAAUGGUGGAUGCCAAGUUUUGGUUCUUCUGCAACUUGCUUGCAAAAUUGUUUCAUGCACGUUUUGUAAAGAGAGGUUGAAAUUAAAGCUUUGUAAUGUAAGAAAAACGAUUAGGAUUUGAGGACGUUCUUGAUUUCUAUUAAAUAACUCUUAUAUAUAUAUAUGUAGUGCUCAGUUUGAUCCACUGUUCAU